CAUUCCCUCGUCGGCAGUCGCAGGCGGUCCUGAGUCAGUGAUUGAAAAUCAAGUAAAAAGCCAUAAGAUUCACAAAAAUCCGAUAAUAAAUCGGAUCAACCUGCAAUUGUGUUACUUUUUUACAAGUCAGUGCUUCAGUUUGACGUGAAAAAAUGUGGUUAGAAGAGUGCGAUGGAUUCGCAGAACUGUGUCGAGGUUAUCUACCUUACUAUCUGCUCAUAGUUCUUCCAAUAUUUAUCGUCGUAUCACCGGUGAAUCCCGUGACUGCAUCCCACGAAUUACCAGUCUAUCGAAUGCACCAGUAUGAUCUCCAUGGAGUGAGUCAUGGAUGCAGAAGUGCCUCUAUACAGCUAGAAGCUAGAACCCUCAGUAGCUGGCAGACUUCUAGGCACUGUGUCAUCGCGAGAUUAUCCGAUAUCACACCCGACGUCUUUUACGCAAUCAAGAGCAAGGCUGGCGCUCUCAUCCUCAUACUGCCGAAGGAUAUGAAGAGUCUAAGCCAAGACGAACAGCAGCACAUUCUGUCACUCGAAGCCUCCAUGGAAUCCAGUGGAGAAACGACAAUUCCAGUCUAUUUCUCCCCCUGGAACCCGGAUCUCCAAACGAUUGUCAAUGAUCUCGAACACGGUCUGAUAACAGACGCAAAAGCCAACUCAGAAUUACAGAAUCUUAUAAAUUCCAUAUCUGCGAGUGGAUAUCAAGUGAUCGUGCCAACUGGUCAGCCUACACCAAAAACCGACGUUAAAAUCGCUACUAUUCAGGGAAAAUUGGCUGGUACUGGAGUCGAAGAGAAAUUACCAACAGUUGCACUAGUCGCUCAUUACGACAGUAGUUCAGUGGCCACUGAAUUGUCUUUUGGAGCAGAGAGUAAUGCGUCAGGUGUAGCUAUGCUCCUAGAGUUGGCUAGAUUAUUCUCCGCUCUCUACUCGAUCAAUAAAUCACGAGCGAAGUAUAAUAUUGUGUUUAUUCUGAGUGGUGCUGGUAAAUUGAAUUAUCAGGGGAGUAAAAAGUGGCUUGAGGAUCAGUUUGAUGGUGUUGACAGCUCAGUCAUCCAGGACGCCUCAUAUGUGAUAUGUCUCGACUCAGUAUCAAAAUCCGAUGAUCUCUACCUCCACGUAUCGAAGCCCCCUAAGGAGAACUCCUUUGGCAGUUUAUUCUAUAAGGAAUUGAGUUCAAUAGCUCAGGCUAUUGGAGGAACAAAAAUCGAGGGCAUCCACAAGAAGAUAAACCUUGCAGAGGAGAGUCUGGCUUGGGAGCACGAGAGAUAUAGCAUAAGACGGCUAGCAGCAGCUACUUUAUCGAGUUUGAAGAGUCACGAUGAUCCAGGAAGAAGUUCACUUCUUGAUGUGAUGAGAGAGGAGCAGAUUGACAGGCUCCACAGACACACAUCCAUUGUUGCUGAGGCAUUAGCCAGACAUUUGUAUGGAGUUAACUCAACGAAAAUAUUCUUACCCCCUGUGGAAGUCUCGAAAGAAUCGUUGAGCGUCUGGAUGAACUACUUAAUUUCUCAAUCGAGAUCAGUGCCACUUUUAGCUGAUAAAAACAACCCACUAGUUAAUUCUCUUCAAGAAAUAAUGUCACGUUAUUUGAUCGACGUCAGGACAACGUUUCACACUCCUGAUAAGAGAGAUCCGGAGUUUGUAUUUUACGACAUUACAAAGACGAAUAUGAAUGUCUAUAGCGUUAAACCAGCCGUAUUCGAUCUGUUUCUCACGAUAGCGAUAAGCUUAUACCUGGGAAUGGUAUAUCUAAUUGUUCAUAAAUUUUCACAUCUCUACAAUUUCGCUGUUCACAUGACAGUGAAGAACAAAGUAUCGUAAAAAAAGAACAACCAAAGAAAUUUAUUCUCGACAAUUUAUCAAUGAAGAAUUGGAUUGAAUGAUAAUUUUAAUAUCCAAGAAACCUCAUUCGAAAAAUGAUGCCAUAAUUAACAUAUGAGAUUUGUCAUCAUCGAUUGUCGGUAAUCAACUCCCUGGGAAAAUUCGAAAUUUCUCUCGUCAACUUCCAUGAACACGUAAAUAAAAAAUCAUUGCUCACAA
Molecule: messenger RNA, 2039 nt
Organism: Diachasmimorpha longicaudata
Lineage: Eukaryota; Metazoa; Arthropoda; Insecta; Hymenoptera; Braconidae
Product: BOS complex subunit ncln
Exons: 7
Coding region: 153-1820 (555 amino acids)
Biological process (GO): regulation of signal transduction
Cellular component (GO): endoplasmic reticulum membrane
Source: RefSeq, a predicted model, not a curated record